Theileria equi strain WA is the source of this 855-nucleotide messenger RNA. RefSeq lists its product as hypothetical. The record is from RefSeq and is a predicted model, not a curated record. The coding region runs from base 1 to 855 and encodes 284 amino acids. Lineage: Eukaryota; Apicomplexa; Aconoidasida; Piroplasmida; Theileriidae. The transcript is spliced from 2 exons.
AUGUCGCAGGGUAAGACGUCCAUGAUCUGCGGGAAAAUGAUGGUCUUCAUGACUCAUUUAUUGCUAUUAUUGGGAGUCUUACGAAUAGACAGGGUUUAUAGUAUACUCCAGAAAGAAAAGGUUCCAAUAGAUAUAAAUUUGUCUGGGCAACGACCAGCAAGAAUUACAACUAUCCCGUCUGCAAAAUUUUUUGGUGGCAUUAAUUAUAUCAUUCAACACAGUCGUAGGCAUACACAUAUUCUAGGGGCUGUCUAUGAUAAAGAAGAGCUAAUAAUUGAGGGGUCUCCGAUGAGUGUUAGUCGAUAUGUUCUUCAUGUAAUAAGAGAAGACGAUAGCAGAUAUCUCAGAAUCAUUACAAGAAACAGGUCAACUGGAGCGCAUGUUAGUACAGUCAACGAAUAUGUAAAGGGCCAUGGAGAUUCGGGAUAUAGAAGACUCAAUCGAAUACCAAUGGAUAUAGACCUGCUUUCUCAAGAAAGUAGUCAAUAUAUAUGUGUGGACUUCGUAACAGACUGGAAGACUAUAGACGGGAACAUAGAAAGUUUGAGGGAUUUGGACGGCAUCCCGGAAAACCUGGAACUCAUACCCAUGAGGUACCGUAUCCAAAAGGAGGUACAGGACGACUUUGUACUUGGCAGGGUGAAAUAUGGCCAAUAUCUCGUGGAGGAUUUAACUGAAGGGCUGAUAAGUAAGGAGAUCAUUUGGGAAGGUGGAAUAGAGCAUCCUCGUAUAAUGACCAUUUCACGAUACACAAACUGGAGCGAAGUCGUUAUAAACUAUAGGUUUAUAAGCGGGGAAUUUGACAAGUUUUACGUCAGAGAUAGCAAAAGGACGUUUAUAGACCUGCGAGGGUAA